Grosmannia clavigera kw1407 is the source of this 3429-nucleotide messenger RNA. RefSeq names its product fungal specific transcription factor domain containing protein. Lineage: Eukaryota; Fungi; Ascomycota; Sordariomycetes; Ophiostomatales; Ophiostomataceae. The record is from RefSeq and is a predicted model, not a curated record. The transcript has 11 exons. Bases 1 to 3429 code for a protein of 1142 amino acids. Gene Ontology annotation, biological process: positive regulation of transcription from RNA polymerase II promoter by galactose; DNA-templated transcription. Gene Ontology annotation, cellular component: nucleus. Gene Ontology annotation, molecular function: RNA polymerase II cis-regulatory region sequence-specific DNA binding; zinc ion binding; DNA-binding transcription factor activity, RNA polymerase II-specific.
AUGCCGAGGCAGCCGCCAGACAUCGCCGAGGGCCGGAAAGCCGUCUGCAACGUCACCGUGCUAAAAGACUUUAUGAAGGAGUCUGGUCUGGAGCCUCAGCUGUUUGGGUCCCAUCUCCGGGUUUUGCAUGCCUCACCGGGAAAGGUUGACUUUGAGCUGGACAUCAAACAGCAGCACACGAACCGGCUAAAGAUCAUCCACGGCGGCACCAUCGCCAGCAUGGUCGACCUAGCCGGAUCGCUGGCCGUUGCAUCCCACGGCCUAUUUGCCACCGGCUCCUGUGCUACGCUGACAGCAGCUGCAGUUGGAAAAACGCUCGCCUACACCUCCAUAACCUUUCACAACCAAAAGGGAGAGCUCGCUGCUCGCGGCAGCCAUACGAAAUUCAUCGCCAAGGCCUGGGGCAAAAACGAGCCCUACACAACUGACCGUGCAUUGGACGAGGACGACGAAGAUGCUGCCAAAGGCGAGCGCCUUCCCAAUGCGGCGCUCAUGGGCGGGUCAGCCGUCCCUGCCCCCAUUGCCAUCGCCGGCGUCCGCCCCAAAACACCCAAAUCAACAUUUGGCAAGCAGACGCUUCUCGAUGGGCGCGUCGCCGCGAUGGACCAGCUCGAAUCCCAGGCGUCCGACCUGCGCUAUCUGAGUGAGGCUCCGACUGCCUCCAUGGCAGACGGACUGUCGACCCAGUCAGAAUGGCCAAACGCCGACACGUCCCCACGUCAGCUAGAUGCCGGUUUUGCCAGGCCAGCGGGUUCCGCACCAGCCGGAGGCAAUUCCGCGUUCCCAUCCACACGACUGUCCCCCUUCUCACCUGAUGACCAGGAUGGCAGCAGCAGCACGCCCAAGCGGAAGCCGGACCCAAACGAUCUGGGCCCGAAGCAGCAGAGGAGCAAGCGCAAUCGGUACAUCUCUAUUGCCUGCAACGAGUGUAAGCGGCGGAAGAUAAAAUGUAUGGACCCCCGUUCUGUCCCCUCCCUCUCCCCCUUCCGUGCCACCCUGCCUGUCCAGACUAAUUCUGUAGGCAAUGGCGAGGCCCCGUGUCAGCGAUGCGGCAACCUUAGUCUGGCCUGUCUGUACUCGGCAAACUGCUGUUCCAACAACUUCAGGGAGUCGGACGAGUACAGACAGAUGACCGACAAGGUUCGCUUUCUUGAAGGCCAAGUAGGAACGCUCUUUCAGAAUGUCGAUGUCCUUCGCCUGGAGACUCAGCGGUUGGCUCCGCUGCACGACCGCAUCCUGCCCAUGCCAACAUCGACCGUGUCACCGUCGCCAUCGACCUCUAUCCUGUCUCUGACCAAGCCGGAUCUUGCGCCCCUCCGGCCGCCGCCCAUCUAUCGAGGGCCGACCAGCAGUGCUUUCACCGUCGACGUUGCCAAAAACACGCUGCAUAAUAUGGGUUACAGCGGUGAGACCUCCGAAGACCAUGGCCAUGCGGAUGGGACGUCCCGCUCGUCGACGGCCGUACCCUCAGGUUCGCAUUCGCAUUUGCAGCACCAGCAGCAGCAGCAGCAACAUCAACACCAACAGGCGUAUCAACACCAACGCUAUCAUCCGCUGCUGCAGCAGCACCAACAGCAUCAGCAUGAACAAAGCCAUCAACAGCAGCAACAACAGCAGGCACAGCUUCCGACGGACCCGCUCUGGGAGCUUGAUAGAGACGAGAUGGUGCGGCUGUGCCGAGUGCAUGAGGACGAGGUCGGUGUCAUGUACCCAGUGGUGAAGAUUGAGACGGUCAUUGCCCAUGCGCACAGUCUGUGGUCGUGGAUGGAGGCAUCCCGCAAGAACGGAUACAUGCAGCAGCCGGAGAACUACGAGGACACGAUGCAAAGCGUGCCGACACUGUUGCUCAAGAUCAUCAUGUGCAGCGCACUGGCCGUCGAGGAGCACGGCCACAGCGAACGGGCCAUCCGCCUGUACGACAGCAUGCAGACCAUCAUCAACCGCAAGCUGAUGAGCGACCCCAGCGAGAUCGGCAACCUGCCGCUGCUGGCUCUGGUUGCCGGCUACCGCUUCCUGGCCAACGACGAGGUGCUGGCCUGGCGCAUUAUGGGCCAGGUUGCCCGCCACUGUCUGGAGCAGGGCCUGCACCGGCGCGACGGCCUUGCCAAGAUUGUCGACGAGCAGGACCGCAAGAACGCCAUCAACACGUUCUGGUCCGCCUACGUUCUAGACCGCCGCUGGAGCUUUGGCACGGGCCUGCCUUUCGUCGUGCACGACGACAAAAUUGACCCCGAGCUUCCCUUUCCUGACCAAUAUCCGUACCUGGUGGCCAUGAUCACCUACUCGCGACUCGGGGCCAAGAUCUGGAAGCUCGUUGACUUCUUCGAGCCCGCCAUUGUCCGUGACCUGCAGCGAAACGAGGUCGACGCGCUCGAUGAUGAGAUUCUCCAGUGGUACGACAGCGUGCCGGCGGAGGUCAGGAUCAGCGCCUUUGACCGAGACCUGCCACUGCCGUCGACGCCGUCAUACAACCUGCAGCGGCUGCAGAUUUGGACGCGGCUGCGGCUCAACCAGAUCCGCAUCUGGUUGCACACGCCGGUUCUGCAUAGCGCCAGCAGCAUCACCGCCAACAUGGAGCUGGCCCAGAAGGCUGUCGACCUGGCCAAGGAGACCAUCCGACACCUGUCGCGCCUUAAUGACAGCAGCAACCUGUACCGCCGCCUUCAGGUGUUCUACCACCAGUUCUUGACCUCGGCCAUUGCCGUGCUCUUCCUUGCGUCCACCCAUCAGCCGGUCGUGUUCAGCGGCCAGUGUCGCGGGGAAUUUUAUAUGGCCCUCAACCUCAUCAAGGACAUGUCGGCUAAAAGUUGGGUUUCCCAGCGCCUCUGGCGUACCGUCAGCUCACUCAAGGCUUAUGCGCCGCGCGUCGGCCUUGGCCUCGAGCAGAUGGACGAGGAGUCGCAGCUUUCGGGUCGUGGAAGCAGCAGCGACAACAACUAUCCCUACCACCAUUCUCAACACCACUAUCAUCCCCACCCCCAUGCCCAUCAUGCCUUCUUGGCAAGCAGCGGCAGCGGUGGUGACGGCACUCCAUCGUCGAGCUCGUCUCCAUACGAACAGCAGAGCGUGCAGAGCAAUCAGAACGUGCACGGCACUCACGGAAACGUCCGGAUUGGCGCCUCUGGUGGCCAGUGGACACUCCCGCCACCACCGCCACAGCCACUGUUGUCCUCCUCCUCCCCGUCUUUGUACGGUCGCCCACAGCUGCUACCACCGCCGCCGCCAAGCAGUGCCGGAUCGCCGGCGCAGAGCCAACCCCCCGGCCAGAAUGGCAGCUCCAACGGCUUGCAGUUGCAGACCGAAAUGUCGCGCAUGUUUGAGGGCUACAUGGGCAUGAGCGGUAUUCCCCACCCACCCGCAGGCCUGGUUGACAGUAGUCCCAGCCCGUCCGGUGAGGCCCUGUAUGAACACAUGAAAAACAUGUUUUAG